This is a messenger RNA of Ctenopharyngodon idella (grass carp), 1356 nucleotides long. RefSeq names its product guanine nucleotide-binding protein G(o) subunit alpha-like. Gene Ontology annotation, cellular component: heterotrimeric G-protein complex. Gene Ontology annotation, biological process: adenylate cyclase-modulating G protein-coupled receptor signaling pathway. The transcript has 10 exons. The coding region runs from base 133 to 1245 and encodes 370 amino acids. The record is from RefSeq and is a predicted model, not a curated record. Gene Ontology annotation, molecular function: G protein-coupled receptor binding; GTPase activity; G-protein beta/gamma-subunit complex binding. Lineage: Eukaryota; Metazoa; Chordata; Actinopteri; Cypriniformes; Xenocyprididae.
AAAAGUCCCCAAUUAUGUCGUGUGACGUCACGUCCCUAAAACGUAGUUUGUACAGGUAUGGUGCACGAGCGUUAAUGCAAAUAUCACGUGUCUGGCGUUUUAAACAAGAUUUUGACUGUAUAAGUUUUAGAAAUGUUUCGAUGUUUUGACUUUUCAACAUCCCUGCUGGCUUGUCUAGCGGCUGUGCAGAAGUGUGUGAAUCCGAGGGAUGAAGAAAAAAGAUCCUGCAAUCAGAAUGUUCGAAAAGAGCGCGAGCUGCACGUGCACAGAGUCCUUAUACUGGGUACUCCAGAGAGCGGCAAAAGCACGUUAGUCAAACAGAUGAAGAUUAUCUACAGCCAUGGCUUUAACAAACAAGAACUCAUCAGCUUCAAGCCUGCUGUGUUGGAUAAUCUGCUGACAUCUAUGAAGUUUGUGCUGCAUGGCAUGGGAAUGCUGCGCAUUAAUCUGUCUAACAAGAAGAACAAGUCCCAUGCGCGUGCCAUUCUCUCAUGUGAGUGUUGCGUGGGAGAGGAUAUGGAGCUACUGCCAUUUGUGGCUCAUGCGUUCUGCAGACUGUGGGGGGAUCUGGGCGUCAGGGCGGCAGUGGCCAGAGGCCAUGAGUUCCAGCUCAAUGAUUCUGCUCUGUAUUUCUUUGAGAGCAUAAGUCGUAUCAUCGCACCAAACUACAUCCCCAGUAAAACAGAUGUUCUCAGAGUUCGAGUGAGGACCUGUGGUGUUGUUGAAACCCAGUUCAGAGUCAACAACUCACUCUACAGGCUGUACGAUGUUGGUGGCCAGCGUUCAGAAAGAAAGAAGUGGUACAGUUAUUUUGACAAUGUCCAGGCAGUGCUGUUUAUGGUGGCUCUUAGUGGGUACGAUCAAAACCUUGACGAAAGUCAUUCCACGAACCGUCUCCGUGAAAGCCUGGAGUGCUUCAGCUCCACAUGUAAUUGUGCUUUUUUCAAAGGAGCUUCACUGGUUUUAUUUAUGAACAAAAUUGAUCUGUUUGGUGAGAAAAUACUGUAUUCUGGGAGACAUCUGCGACUUUAUCAGCCAGACUUCAAAGAUGCAGGUCCUGACCGUGAUGUGAGUUGUGCUGCUCAAUAUGUUACAGAUCAGUUUGUGGCAUGUGCCACCGCCUCAGGCAAGAUGGUGUACCCUCACUACACCAACGCCACAGACCCCUCCAGCAUUCAUGACGCCUUUCAGUUCACCAUCAGCACUAUUGUGAAGCACAACCUUCAAACUGUCUCGCUUCUCUAACUUUUUCUAUCACAUUUUUAUGUUACGGUGACUGUUGUAAAGAAAAUUUCUUAUUUUUAAUUGAUCAUGAAAACCAUAUUUUAAAGCAAUAAAUAUAUUUUAAGAUUUUAA